This is a messenger RNA of Lymnaea stagnalis (great pond snail), 13990 nucleotides long. The record is from the annotation of a GenBank genome assembly. NCBI's taxonomy places the organism in Eukaryota, Metazoa, Mollusca, Gastropoda, Lymnaeidae.
ACUAAUAACAAGAUGGCGAUCAUACCUGCAACUUGGGACAUGUACGAUCUGAUUCAAGGGGUCUUACAGGUAAUGAGUGUAGUAAUUUUUAAAAAAAAUUGUUAUAUUUUCUUUUAAUAGUUCUAUUGAUCCAAAUAUUUCGUAUUAUCUCUAAAUUGUUUUAUUUUUUGUCAAAAGGAUUGUACUUCAAGGCAAUUAUCGCGAUUCAUGUCAACAAAUUAUAUAAAAAUUAUUGAAUUAUUUAUAAUUAUUGAAACCUGUUGCUGAGAGCGUUGCUUGGAUUCAUUGCCAUUUAUCUAAGUCAACAACGUAUUUCCGCUUAAAAGAAAAUUAGAAUGGAUCCCUAUCAAUUAUGAAGUUAUGGUUUUUCAAGUCUUUUGAGACAGAGGGGCUCAGACUCAUUCAGAUUCAGAGUAUUUUUCACAAGCCCACCACUAAUAAUAAUUAAAUUAACUUAGUGACACUGGGCAAACAAAAUGUAGGCCUAUACAAAAUAUAGUAAUUACUCUACAAAUAUAUAUAUCUACUACCUCCAGUAAUAUAGAUUAAUUAUUAUUGGAGGACAUUGAAUUAAUUAACUCAUCAUUACAAUCUUUAACUUUAUGAAUCAAAGUAAAACGGAUUUGUUAAUUGUAAGCUGUUCUGUAGUUAACUGGAGGAAAUAAUUUAAGUUGAAAGUUAAUAUAUUCUUGGAAAUGUCUACAAAAAUGAGAAAAAGUAACUGAUUGAUUUUGAGUUGGCCGUAGCGGUAAGGCUGGUAUUGUGUUCCAUGUUAUAUAGAGGUCAUGGAGGUUUCCCCCAGUCAACUUCCAUCUAUAGGUCCAUAUUUAAAAAAUUUAGAUUUUUUGAUUUGCGUUUAUUUGAUGCAAUUUUUUUUUCUACUUUUCUAUCUUUGUCUUGAAAGUGUGGGGAAGUGUUCUCACCGCCUCAAAAAGUUAUGGUAAAAUUUCAGUUUAUAUGGCACUUGGACAUGAUAGAAAUGAAUAGCUUAUGGCAUAUGAUCGGUUCUUUGAUUUUCAACCAAACAAAAGAAAGCACAUCUUUUUUUUCCCCCACAGGUUUUCAUCUUGUGGUAUCAGCAAGGAUGCGUUUCUUUUUUCAUUUGUUUUGAACCUUGUUAUUUUAAUUUUACUGAAAAUGAAUUGAAAAUUUCAUUUUAAUAUACUUCACUUUAACUGUAUCAAUCGUCAGAUUUAGUUUAUGAAGUGAGUAAUACUCAGGAAAGAAAAGUUAUCAAAUGCAUCAUUCCAGUCCAACAUUGGUCUGUGGUCUAUUAACUCUAAGUCCAGUGUUGGGAUUCCCCAAUGUGACAUCAAUGUAGUUAGAAUGAGUCUACUCUUAGCAAAACCCAUAUGGCUAAUCCAAAAUUUAUCAAAUAAUUGAACUAGAUUGUAAUAUUACAACAGCAAGUGAUAAUAAUUUUCAAAGCAAUUAUCAUUCAACAUCACUAAAUGUGAUACUCAUUUUAAACAUUGACUUAAAAAGCAGAUUCAGACCUGCCAACCCUUCCGAUUUUGUCGGAAUUAUACAGAUUUUUUACCCCUCAUUCCGACCUUCCGACAAACCCCUUGAAUUUCUGAUUUUUCUAACUUUAUAAUUUUUCACCCGUCAAAAAAAUCCGAAAGCGAAAAUCCGAAAUAAAACCGGGUACGACAGAAAGUGUUGCAUUUGUUUUUAUGAAGUGUCUACAUGUUCAGUGACCAAACGAAUAACUGAAUAAAUUCUCUCGGUACUUCAUUUCAACAAAUUUAAGAUAGUCUGGGCAUUUACAUAAAAAGAAAUAUUUUCAAUUAUAAAAAAGAAAUAAUAGAACCAUAUAAAAUGAACAAUUGGUUAACUCAUUCCCUCCUGCAAUGCUACUUCCGUAUUUAAUUUAUUUGCCUGAGAAAGGGAAGUAACCCUGUUUUGAAAUUGUUUACAUUUUUAAAAUAUUUAUUUAAGCUACUAAAUAUUAUUUAAUGUUAACGAAUUAAGAACAAAUGCAACAAAAAAUUAAUAAGGUUUAAUAUAAAUAUAACAUUAGCGGGGGAAAAAUAACGAGCAAUGACCAAAAAAUCGAUUUUCGGCACCUCGGACGAACACAUGCUACAUAUAGACGCGCCGUAUUAAUGCACACGUAGUUUUAAAGUGAAACUAGAUAAAAACUUCCGGUUUUUAAAUUAAAAUCACGCUGAACCACGCCAUCGCUGGAAGUCUCGAGGGUUGCAAGAUUUCAUUGCUAUUUUUCAAUAGAUAUGAGAGAGGUGUGUUGCUAUGCGCCGGGACGCAUUUGGACGCAUCCGGCGAAACCCAUAAAAGAGGCAUUUAGUCGCAAACGUCGUGAAUGAGUUAAAAAAUGACAAUGUUUUUAUAUAAAGCGUGGCACGCCCACCGGAUUAAUUUCUCCCGCACUAUUUGUCCAGUCGCCUAACAUAUAGACACUGCCUUGAUUUUAUCGAAGCGAACCGCGAUCUUCAAAUCAUUCUCCAAUCAUCAAUUGAUCCGAUCGCGAUUCAACCUUUUUACAAGGCUAAAAAAUAAUUCAGACUUUUUUUUUUUGUUAAAGCUUUUCUUAAUUAAAUGGUUAAAUCUAUUGAAAGUGGUGGGUACAAUGAUAGUAAUAAACAUUGAAGGAAAUAUUUCUCUAGCCCGAUCGUUUUAAUUUUGAUGCCAGAGUCAAAAAAAUGUUUCCAGACUUACAGAAUGCUAGAAGAGUGUAAAGAAAAAUUACAAUGAAACGAGGGCAAGCAUGAAAGUUUAUACUUUUUCUAACUUGCUUGUAACUAAAAUCAACGCAAUGCUAACCUUCAGUUGUCCAAAGAGCUAUUGGACAAGUGCAAAAAGGCCACUAUCACUAGGGAUAUGCUCGAAUACCGAACUCUUACAAAAAGAGUCUUAGCAGCCUGUGUGUGUGUACAUAUGUAAAUAAAAUGGAUCUUCUGUUCUGUACUGUAUAUAUCUGUAUAUAAAAAUUUCCAGUAAUGUUCACCUCAUAUUCGGUGGUGUUUUAUGGACCCUUCAAAGACAAUGGAGGUAACUUUAUAUUUCUUUAUUUCAUAAAAAAGGCAUGUGCAUUAGUAUAUAGAUCUUAAACCAACCCCACCCCCACGGGACGCCUCUCCUGGGGGGCAGCGGCCCCACUUCCCCCCCUGCAUGCAAUCCACUACAGAUUCUUUUUUCUUGGCAGGUCUGCAGAUUUAAACAAAAUUAAGUUAUUCUAAUUUUUUAAAAUAAUAUUAUAUUUGUUUUUAUUUGUGGUAAGUAUUUUAACAAUAUUUAUUAUUAAUGCAAGUGUGAUUUAAGCUGUGAGUAGCUUCUAACCUCAGUGAAUUAUUUUCAUGCUUCUAUAAGCUGAUUGUGGUAGGGACUUUUAAAGUCAGUUUUUUUAGUUACGUUUUUUAAAGGGUAGAUCUAUAUUUUCCUCUCUAGUAGUGAAAUUCUGUUGAGUAUUAUAUUAGAAUUGAUUUUAAAAAAUGUUCUUUUUUUUUUCUUCAGGCCCCUUGGUAUCAUAUUGUAUUUGAAGUCGCCCUGGUUUUUCUUAUCUUAAAGAUAUAUAUAUCACAAAGUUUUACGCCUGAUAAAACAUUACUCACAGAGAAGGUUUGCAUUUACAUUGAUUUUUACACAGACGUUUUUGUUAAAAAAUGAUUUCAUUAAUUUUACUUUUUAUAUCUUUAAAAAAAAAAUUAUAGCAACAAUACAAUGCAUUUUCUUAAUAUAAUUUUUAAACAGCUGCCCUACUGAAGUUUUAAUAAAUUAAUGAAACAAAUAUUUUUUUCUAUUUAAUUAAAAAAAACUUUUAUCAAAUAUUACACAUCUUUUACAUUAUAUUUAAUAUGUUUAAUGUUGGAAAUUGAUACAUCAUUGUUAAAAUUCUUUUAACAUUUAAUUAGGAAAAAGAUAUACUUGUGGAAGAGUGGCAGCCAGAACCUUUGGCUCCAGAUGUACCUGAUGAUCAUCCUAUACUGCAGUCAAUGGAAAAAUAUUGCAUAGAAGGGUUAGUUUAAAAAAGUAAAUUACGAACACAUUAUUUUAUUAGAGAAUGCCUAUUGUAAGAUUAUACUCUGGUAAUAUAAAAAGUUUUGUUUUAAGAUACGUGUCACUGCAAGCAGGGCCUGAUCUGAGUAAAAUGAAUGUUAAGGUAGAGGUUUUUGCAAAAUUACCUUAAACUACCCUUAUCAAAUUAUAAAUUGAAACUAUUUUAAAAAGAGUUAUUCUAAAAAAAAAAAAUUGUUUUGUAGAAUACCUAGAUUUGGUCUCUAUAACAAUCGAACACAGUUAAGUCGACGGCCUCAGGGUUUGCCAAAAAGCGUCGAGAUAACCGAUGAUCGAGAUGAACAAAAACCAAAAUGGCGGCAAUAUAUUAACAUGUGCUUUAAAUUUCUUUAUGUACAUGAUGUGUGUUUAUAAAUGAGAAUGUGCAUGCACAUGUUUUUGGAUUUUAAAAAAAAGUUUUUUUUAAAGAUAACGGCAUUACCCCGAUUUGUUUGAUGAAUUGAUCGGCGUGCGAUAAAAAUGUACAUACUUGUUUGCUAACAACACAAGGCAUAUAUGGGGUGCCACUUUUCCGGAUUAUCCCGGAAUUCUGGAUGUGUGAGACUAAAAAUUGUUCAGCUCCGGAUUCUCGAGUUUUUAUUUUCUUUCGCUCCGGAUUCGCCAGUUCAAUUAACUCAAAUACGGAUUCUGGGUUUUAAAAAAAAUUAACAUGUAAGAACGCGUGAAAACCUAUUAAGCGACAAGCGGUUUCGCUACAAAUAGAACAGGUACCGCGACCUCUCUCUUUUGUCUGCAAGUGCAAGCCUCUCUCUCCUUGCUUCUUCUCGCUGUGUCAAGUUAAUUUAGCGCAAUGAUAUUUUCCUUUCAUUUAAAUUACUAGUUUGAAGUAGGCACGUUUCUGUUAUCUCGACGCCGGUUCCACUUCCAAAACAUGGACAUAACAGGCUUGGCGAGUUAAACGAGGUCGAGAUAAGUGGGUUCAACUGUACAUAUUUAGAAAUAUUGAUCUGUCUGGCUUAAUAUGCCAAGUGAUAAAAAUAUUUUAUUUCUUAAUUUUUUUUUAAUGGAAAAUAUUAAACAUUUUAGGACCAUUCACAAAAGUGUUUUAACUUAAUAAAUAAUAAAAUAAUUUUUAAUAAUUUCAUAUCUAUAUUGUUUGUUGUUUUUUUAUUUGGAGCUGAAUAUAUUUUUUGAGGUACCCAGCUUUGAUUAACAGAGAUUAAAAUCGUUAAAGUGCAUACUGGUUAAAAUCAGGGUCAAUAUCAACCAGCUCACAAUCAUAUUUAAAAAAAUUGUUUGAAGACUGGCAGUGAAAUGUAGUAUGUAUAUAUCAUCACUUCAUCUGGUUAUGGUUGACCAUGCAGGGUUGACAGGAAUAUGACAUACUUUGCUCUAUUGCCUUCUUCUUUGCCUGUUCAACUCCUAGUACUUAACAAUUUCUGUCGAAUCUUAACUUAUUUAAGUUUUACUUUCUCAUCUCUGCUGCCACCUAAAUUUCUCCAUCUCAUGCAUGGUGCCAGUUGCCAACCAGGGUGUUUUCCUCAGCAAAAAGGAAGUAGUCUUUUGGGUUCGACUGUCAAUUAAUAUUCCCCCUCUUAGGGCCUUCCUUCCCAGACGAUAGCGUGCAUGGAGUAAAAAUAUUAGACCCUUUAUUUUAUUUUCAACUGACAUGGAUUUGACAGCGGUAAUGGGCAGUAACAACAGGGUUAGCUCAGCACCAAAUUUUCUAGUAAUCAAAUUAUGUUAAAAAUUUUAACCUUUUAUUUACUUUUCCAGGCAGAAUGGCAAAUACAUAAAAGUUAACGGGAAGCUUUGUAUAAAUAUGGCAACCUUUAACUUUCUUGGAAUGGUUGGAAAAAAAGAAUUAGAGGUAUAGUUUAUAAUUUUACUUAGUUAUGUGUGAGGAUUUUCUCUUUUCUCAUGAAAUAUUUAUUGCAUUUUGGCAGCUGUCAAAGGCAAAACUUUUAAUUUUUAAUUUUUUUUAUUUUUAAGGACAUAUUUAUUAAAUGGUUAGUUAUGUGAAAUUAUUUUUGUAAUGUGAUUCACCAUACUCUAUUGUUUAAGGAGAGAGCAGUGAAAGCUUUGAGAGUUUAUGGUGUUGGAUCGUGUGGUCCAAGAGGCUUUUAUGGAACCAUGGGUAAUCAUUAUUUUCAAUUGAAUAAACUGAAUUUUAUUAUCAAAUUUUUAUGUCCUGUUAGUAAUAGCAUAAAUCUCUUUAUCUGUGCUCAGCUAUUCAGUUUCUAAAGCUUUGCAAAAUAGAUAACGUUACUAAUCUAAUCUCUUGAGGAAAACAGCAGACCGUUGAGCCAGAGCUCAUCAGGUCUUCCCCGACAUAACCCCUCUUUCCCCCGACCCCAACAGCGCUAACUAGAAGGGUUUGCGAAGCCAUACGCCGGAGGCACUCCGCUGCUGAGACCGCUUCCCCACCUCCACUUUAUUGACCACGCGAGAGAGAGGCAGCAUGAACAAAGGAAACCUGGUCGGCUGGUGCUCUCGCAGCACCUGGAGUCGAACUUUGUAGGGGCUGGGCUGGAUGUAUUUUAACGUCCCUAAAGCACCCCUUCCCAUCCUGGGGUGGCAUCAGACGCCCUCUAAGAGGGAUUUAUACACAUGGUUUCUACUUUGUGAUAUAGUCACAUUGUAGGUAGCUGGGAUGAAAUGGUUGCUUAGGAACAGUCCCCUCACAGAUUGUAUGAUAGAAUCAUUGGCAUGGGUUGCCACAACAUGCCUAUGCCUCAUAUCCAUUAACGGCAACAUGUAAUCAUAUCCCAACCUUUUUCUGGAUUUAUUUUCAACUGGACUGGGUAGAAACCAUGCUCUUUCUGGCACAGAUUUCAUGCAAGACCUUUAUCUCUCAUGCGGAUGUCCCCUACAUGGUGAUAUUGUGCCCCAGUUAGUACCAGGGGGUUGGUGGCAGUGCCUCUUAAUCGGCAUGUCAUAAUGGGACAGAAAUGCAGACUAGAGCCCCUGGUAGAAAACAUAACUGUAUAAAUCUAAAUGUACAUGUGUUACCUUUUUGUUCACAAUAAAAAAAAAUAUUUAUACUUAUUGGAUGCUUGCUAUUUCAUAGUUUAUUUUGCCUUGGUCCUAUACAAACAAGUUUUAAAAAAUUAAAAUAAAUUGGCUAUUUAUACCUGCAGCAUUCUGAUUAGUGAAAUGUUUCUACCUCACUAUUUAGAUGUACAUUUAGAGUUGGAGGAUGAACUUGCAAAAUUCAUGAACUGUGAAGAAGCCAUUUUGUAUUCUUAUGGCUUUGCAACAAUAGCCAGUGCUAUUCCCGCAUACUCCAAAAGGGGAGAUAUUAUAUUUGCGUAAGUUAUAACAAAUGCCUGCUGUUUUUCUAUUGUCUUUAUGAGGUGAUUAGUAGAGCAAACAUAAAACAUAAGUAUUUGAAAAGAUUUGGUAUUAGAACUUAUUCAUUCCUUGUUACAUCCUUGAUUCUCAUUAAGGUGACAUCUUACAGUAUCAAGACUGCUGUCUCAAAGUAUAUAUGUUUUUAAAUUUAAAAAAAGUCAGCUAGGUUCUUUUCUGAAAAGAAAAAAAAAAUGUUGGAUUAAAUUGAUCCAUGUUGGUAGUUUGCAGAUUUACGAUUCUAAGAUGAUAUUUAUCAUUACCUAUGGUUGGUACUUUUAGCCAGACCAGUUUACCCUCAAACUCUUAAAAUCGUACAAUAUCAUGACAAAUUCGUUCAAUACCGGUACAUUAUAUUUAUAGUAAAAAAUAAGCAUACAAUAUAUACAAUCUAUACACCUCAAAAUCAUACAUUGUACGCCAAAAUCGUAAGAGUAAACAGGUCUGUUUUAGCUAUAAGACUAUAUUUAUUAGUAAUUGUAUUUUUACAAGUUUACUCAAUUAUAUUAAUUGUAUUUCAGGGAUGAAAAUGUUGGAUUCGCCAUCCAGAAAGGACUGAUUGCUUCUCGCAGCCACAUAAAGUGGUUCAGACACAAUGAUAUGGAGCAUCUAGAGUCCUUGCUCAUUGAACAAAGCAAGGUUGAUAAAAAGGUAUUUUUCAGUGUUGUGAUUGACAUUUGGUGCUUUGUUUUGAUUUAUUCCAGUAGUGUCAACAGUUUGCACAAUAUAUUUUUUAAGUCUUAAAUUAUUUUCACAUUAACCCAUGAGACCGUGGGUAUGUUUUUAAAAAAAUGAUUCAAUUGUACUUGUUUAAUUUGUAGAAUCCUAAAAAGGCUAAAGUAACAAGACGUUUCAUUGUUGUGGAAGGGCUUUACCUUAACACUGGUAAAAUAUGCCCCUUGCCUAAACUGGUAAGUCUCUGUGUCAUUACCUAAUUCCUUUCUUUAAGACAACUAUCAUUAGAUAAUUGUAUAAAAAUCAGCAUUGUUUCUGUAUUGUAUUUAAUAUCUUAUAAUGCCCUCGUGAAUAGGUUGAGCUCAAAUGGAAGUACAAAGUCCGUAUCUUUUUGGAGGAGACAAUGUCAUUUGGUGUUUUGGGUGACACUGGCCGGGGAGUCACAGAGCAUUUUGACAUUAACCCAGAUCAAAUAGACCUUAUUGCUGGAUCUCUGGAGAAUGCCAUUGCAUCUGUUGGAGGAUUUUGUUGUGGCAAAAAAUUCAUUAUUGACCACCAGGUAAGAGUUAUUCCUUUGGAGAAUUCAUUUUCUUGAUUGACCCCUGAAGGCUAUGUUAAGUAAAAAGAAAAGAUUUGGACUGUGAUGUAGCUCAAAAGACACAUGUUUUGUGUAUAGUAGACUAAUUUAUAAUAAAACAAAUUUGUUCAUACACAUAAUCUGGGUCUUUAAAAAAAAAACUCGCGAAGAAAAAAUGUUAACAAUGGUUUGGUCUUUUGUAUUGAUUCCAUGAGAUGUAACUUGCAAAAAAUACCAUUCCUAUUUUAUAUUUGGAUACCUUAUAUUACAGAGAUUGUCUGGCCUAGGUUACUGCUUUUCAGCAUCACAGCCUCCAAUGUUGGCAGCAGCUGCAAUAGAGUCAUUACAUAUUCUUAAAGAGCAGCCACGUAAGUAAAUUUAAUCACUCAAUUUAUUCCUUCGGUCUAUUUUUAAAUAACGUCAUAAAGUAAAUGAUUGGUGACAAUGAAGGCUGCACUUAUUAGUUUUUUUUUGUUUUUUUAAUAAUCUGAAUGUGAACAUAAUAAUCUGAAUGUGAACAGAGGCCAAUAACUAUCUGAAUGGAGAGCAUAAAUAAACGUUGGACACAAGUUUUGUCUAUUAAGUCCGAAAGAAGUGUCAAAGUAAGAUUUAAUUAUUAUUUAUUUUUUUAAACUUUAGGCUUGCUGGUUGAUCUAAGAGAAAAUUGUGAAAAAGUUCAUGAGAAGUUAAGCAAGUAAGUAUAUUUUAGGCUUCAUUAAAUAUACUUUUAUAGAUCUUUGGUUAUGGAACAAAAGUUCAAGACUUUAUAUAAUUGUGAAAGUCUCUCUUCUAUCCACCUGCUUCCCUAAUUGUAGAAUCGGAAAUUCAAAAUACUUUAUUCGGUGUAUGUGAUUGCUUACUUCCGAUUAUUAUAGUAUUGCAAUAGUACACAACCCAAUUAAAAAAUGGCUCCUAAAUUGGAAAUCAAACAUAAAAAGUAUCUAAUAAAAGUUUAACAAGUUCAACCAUUUUAUUAUUUUUUUAUGUCUAAGUUUUUCUAUAUAUCAUGGAGAAAUAACAAGUUAUGUUAUAUUAAGAAGAAUCUGCCCCCAAAUUUUGUAUUUUUAGAAUCGGUAAUUUAAAACCCACCAAAUGUUACAAGGAUUAAAUUCUUUAAAUUUGGUUCAAGUUGGAAUCUUAGAAACAAUUGGAAAUGUCAAUUUUAUAUCUUCUCCUCACAAAAACAUAGCCAUGAGCUUUUUCAACUAAUAAAAAAUUAGCGCUGGCUAAACUAAAAAAUAAUAUUGAUAUCCAAGGAUACUUUCAGAGGGAAACCCAUGACCCACAACCAAAUAGGCACUCUCGACAACUGGCCCUUUCAGUAUAUUGCAUAUGCUGAUGACAGCACUGAUAGGGAAAAGUAGUAAAGAUAUAUCAAAAGCUUUUAUGGAAUUAAAAGUCUCAUCAUUACACGCAGGACUGGAAGUUAACAACCCAAAUAACAAAAUAAAUGAUUAUCUUAAGAGAAGAACAGGCAGACUAAAAUUAGAAACUACGCUUUUGAAAAAGUGAACUAGUUCAAAUACCUAGAUCAUUAUUUAAUGAAAGAAAUGAAUUACUUACAGAAAUAAAAGAAAGAUUAUCAGCUGGAAACGGGGGGGGGGGUACUUCAGUUGUCAAAGAAAAUACUCAAAAGUGAAAACAUUGCAAGAAAAAAAACAAGGAAAACUAUAUAUAAAACUAAUCAGAGCUGUUGCAUCAUAUGCAAGUGAACCUUGAAUCCUAACAAAAACGUCAAAAAACCUCCAGAAAAUAUAUGGACCAACAAAGGAUGUGAGGAUCCCACACUAGAAGAAGAAAUUAAAUAAAAAAGGGAAUCCAAGCAUGGGAAAGAAAUGCAUCUGUUAGGUUUAAGUGGAAGGAUGUGGUGAGGCAGGCCAAAGCCCAAUGUGGGCUGUAGCGCCACAGGGAUGGAUUAAAUUUGGCUCAAAUUGGAAUCUUGGAAACAAUUAAAAAUGUACAUUUUCUAAAUUCUCCUCAUAAAAACAUAGCGAGGAGCUUUUAAGUAAUAAAAAUAAAAAAUUGGCGCUUGGUAAACUAAAAAAAAUCUACAUUGGUACAAAAAAACAAGGCUUUGGAAAAGCCCCAAAUAUCAUAUCUAAAACACAAGGAUAGGGACACAUUUUCAACGAGAUGGUGACGAUCAAAGAACAUGUUUACAUCUUACAGAAAAUAAAAGCUUAUGAACAAUCCUAUUAAUUAAAUGAUUUAAUUCAAGAUUCCAGGCUCACAAAACCUCAACAUUUUUCAUUGAAUAUUGCAUAGAAAAUAAUUAUUGUUUGUUUUCCAACCAAGCUUAUCCAGUAUCAAAAUUUUUGGUGAUGCAAUUUCACCUAUUAAGCACCUGUACUUGACAGAGCCGGCAUCUGACCGAGAAUUCGACUUAAGAACCUUAGAGAAUGUAGUUGAUUAUGUAAGUAAAGAGAGCGUUUUUUAUGACAUUUAUUUAUAUCUUUUCAGUUGCAUUACCUUUAUAAGUAACACAAUUAAUUUUUUUCAAGCUGAUUUUUUAUAAAAUUCUAUAGGCUGUAUGAGUUUACAAUCAACUUCCAUGUUUAUGUUCCGACUAUUAACCUGACAUAUUAACUAAAAAAUCAUUUGUUUCCCCCCAUCCAGGCAAUGAAUGAAGGUGUUGCUUUGACAGUUGCCCGUUACCUUGACCCAGAGGAAAACAACUUGAUGCCACCAAGGUAAGGCAAAACAUACAUUUAUUUCUACUAAUUAUUUGAAAAAUGGCACCUUUAAAGAUAGAAGAAUGUCAAAAAGUCUUUUAAAAUUAACAUUGCCUGGCAAAAAAAUAUACAAAUUGGGGAACUUUUGCUCAAAAAUGUAUUUCUUAAAUGAUGCUAGAGAGACAAUUUUAUUCCCCUGAUGUCAUCUCUCAGACCCAUUUCUGUUUUUAAUUUGAUGUAUAGUAACUUUUUCCCCCUUCAUUUUUUCUAUUACAUUUUUACUCACCAGUUUACACCCAAUUUAUUGUUUUAGCAUUCGUCUGACUGUAAACUGUGAUCUGACAGAUGAAGAGAUCAACAAAGUGGUGCAGGUUAUAUCCAGUGGUUUUAGAGAAGUCCUCAAGAAACUGAGGUAUAUUUUUCUUGACAAAGUACUGGACCUUGCAAAUAUGCUAAUGUUAACAAUAAGGGCUUGAGAUGUUCUUAUGCCUUGUCAUAUUAUCUUGACUCAUAAAUGGUGGGCAUCAUCAUCCAGAUCCAUUAGGGCAUGUGCCCAUGAAUGGUGGUGACAAGGGUUAGCUACAAUCUUCUCAUCUCGCAUCAAGUGGUCAUGGAACACGAAUGGAUGAGAUUUCUUCUGGCGACAACUUUCUGUCAAUGUACCCUACAAGCUGGGCACAGAAACCGAACAAUAAACCGGGGCACAAAAGAAAUCUGUCGGAACUAAAACAAAAUUCUUGUAAUUGGCAAUUGAAACUCAUAUAAACUGACAUUUUCUCUCAACGCUAUUUUAGCACUGGCAUGAAGCACUAAAAUGACUUCACUUUGUGCCAAUCCAUGUGAGGUUGAUAUCUUACUAAAAAUCUCUCUCUAACGCAGUGCUCUAAAUAUCCAAAUGGGCUACAGGAGAAUGAUUCAGUAGCCCAAGGGCCUCAAUGCAAUUCAUAAUUUUAUUAUUAAGCCUUGAACCUUAUUACAAUGAGAAAUAUGGUACAAAAAUAUCUUUGCAUGCUGCAUUAGAGAACUGGGGCUUUAAAUUGAGACCUCUUGCUCUAGUGCAGGGGUUCUCAACCUGUUUGACUCCCUGAGCCCUUUUUAGAAUCAAUAUCUUUGUGGAAGCUCCUUAGGCCUACCUUUUGUCUAACAAGUUAAUGGUUAUUUGAAAAUCCCGGGUCUCCUGAGUAUUUCACACAGAGCACAGGUUGGGUACCACAGCUUAAUCCUGCCAAUCUUUCAUGUCCGCCAAGCAUAUUUAACUAGUUUAUUUCCUAUCGUGCCAAAGCAAUGAAAAUUAAAUGUUUCAAAAUAGUUUUAAUUUCAUGCAAACGGCUUGUUGUUUUUUUUAGCUCACAUAUUAAACAAGUAUAUAUUUUUUUUCCCAACACAUUUUAUCCAAGAAUGAAGUUUUAUCCUCAAACUUAUUCUCUUUUUCAGUUCAGUUGACAUGUCCAGCCCAUUGGACUCUGUAGAACAAGGAGAUGGUGAGCAGAGAGCAUCAAGAUAAAUAGUUUCAUCUGUUACUGACCUUUUUCAUGUCAUUUCUGAAUGGAUUUUGUGUCUGGUUUUGAAUGGGCUUUUAAAAAAAACAAACCCUGCACCUGUUAAGUAAUUCAUAUUUUAUAUUAUUUUUAUAUUUUUAGGAGGAAAAAUAUCACUUUUGUUUAAUUGAAGUACGAAAUUAUAUUAUUAAAACUUGGGAACCUUAUAGUAACAUUCAAGUUUUAAGAACAUUUGGAAUUUUAUUAAUUUCUUACUUAAGUUAUCUGUUUUUUUUAAUGCACCUGAGUUAACAAAAGAGCAAUCGACAAAAAUAUCAAUUAUUUAUUCAGCUUUGUCAUCAGUAUAAUUUAUAAUUUAUGUUGAUUCUUGAAUGUGAUAGACCGGACAGUGCUGUGAGUUUAUCUGUAAAUAUUACAGAAGAGCUUUAGUGGAAAUUCUUGUGGGCUAAUAUUAACUGCUCCAUGCAUGAAAGUUCAAUGACAGCUUAUGUGAUUGAAAGGUUAUGGUGUGAGAACUUAAAAUUUUUAAAACACAUAAGACUUAGCUAAGUAAUGUUAAGUACUUUAUUUAUUUUGCUAUAUAUUUUUGUAAAUGUUUGAUUGAGAGACACUAUUUUAAAUUAAGGGAUCAAUAUUGCCUCACUUAUGUCCCCAUCUGGCUAUUAACGAUAUUUAAUCAGAUUAUUUGGUUUUUUAAAAAUGACCAAGAGAUUUCUGAAGUUUUUUGUUUUGAUCGCAAUGCUGUGUGAGUUUGAGAUCAUGGAUGAAUUUUUCCUCACUUGUCCAGCACGGUGGUCAGGGAAUAAGAUUUUUUACUGUCAUCCAACAAGAGUUUGUAUCAAAAUUCAUUGAGAAUGUAACAGAAGAGAAGUAAAAAUGGUAAGGGUCAUACCCACACAUUGAGAAGUAAAAAUGUUAAGGGUUAUACCCACACACAAGAUUCCCUAACAUAUUAAAUGUUUAUUGAUUUCCUUGAAUUUUUGGAAAUAUGUGAGAGAUGGGGAUGUCAAAAACUUGAUUGAGAAAGUCAUAUAAAUCUAUCUUCAUGAGAAAGUCAUAGAAAUCUAUCUUCAUGAGAAUGUCAUAUAAAUCUAUCUUCAUGAGAAUGUCAUAUAAAUCUAUCUUCAUGAGAAAGUCAUAUAAAUCUAUCUUCAUGAGAAUGUCAUAUAAAUCUAUCUUCAUGAGAAAGUCAUAUAAAUCUAUCUUCAUGAGAAAGUCAUAUAAAUCUAUCUUCAUGAGAA